Messenger RNA from Trichomonas vaginalis G3, 732 nucleotides. RefSeq lists its product as uncharacterized. The transcript has a single exon. NCBI's taxonomy places the organism in Eukaryota, Parabasalia, Trichomonadida, Trichomonadidae. The coding region runs from base 1 to 732 and encodes 243 amino acids. The record is from RefSeq and is a predicted model, not a curated record.
AUGACUCGCAACCAGAGAAAUAAAGCUCUCAAGGAUUUCAAUCUUGUAGACGAAAUGCCAUUCUGUGCUGAAGAAAAUGAUAUGGAAAAAAUUACAUCUUAUCUUGAUAAUGUUGCAAUUAAAAGAGUUGAUAAGAAUUUACUCGACAACAAAAAGAGAAGAAUCCAAUCAAAACGCAGAAUUGAAAGACUUGAAAUCGAUGAUGUCGUUGUUAAGGCUUUAAUGAGGCUAACAAACGCAGUUACAGAUUGUUUUACUUAUGAACGCCAAGCCAAUACAGCUAAACAGCAAGCAACUCAAAGAAAAGUUGUUAAAACAGUACGUGAACAGAAAGCAAAUCAACUUGCUCGUCAAAGACUUCAUGAAGAAAUGCAACGUAGAACAAUGUUACGACAAAACAUGAUCAAUCGCUCAGUACAAGAGCGUAUUAAGGAAGAAGCUGUUAGUGCUAUUAAAGCUAAAGAAGAAGAUGCUCUCGCACAGCGUCAGAAAGCAAACAAGAAAGUUUUACUUAUUGCAGAAGAUAACUUCGAGCGUGAUAUGCGUGAUGAAGCAGAUCAAAUUGAAGAGAUCCAAAGGAAGAGACGUAUUCAAAAGCAUGCACAAGUUGAUUUCCAAAGAAAAUCUCAACGCGAUCAGCUUGUUGCAGCUCUCUAUAAACUUCGCUCCGGUAUGGAUCAGCUCGAUUCACAGGCUGAUAAAAUGGUUCAUCAUCCUGCUGUUAUUCAAUAA